AUGGGUUUGGACAGAUCUCCUGGAAAGGAAGCCCAAGGAGCAGGUGAAGGUGUCAGCCUUGUGUGCGCGCUGUGCCAGAAAGCCAUACUGACCACGGAUGAGGUAUUCCGUUCGGUUUGCGAGCACGAGUUCCAUCUUCCCUUUGACUCAGUUCAAGGUAACGCACACCCUGACGGCAGUCCUCAGGCGAACGCCUCCGAACGGGUGAACCGUUCCGUGAUUGCUGGUAUCCGGGCGUACAUACGACCCGACCAGAAGAACUGGGACGAGUGCUUAAACAGAAUAGCGUGUGCGUUGAGAUCGGCAAGACAUGCCAGCGUAGGAACGACUCCGUAUUAUUUGGCUUUCGGUCAACACAUGAUUACAAGUGGUUCGACAUAUUCGUUAUUGAGAAAAUUGAACAUGCUAGAGGAUCGAUCGUUGGUGUUCGAUAAGCAAGAUUCCUUUGAAAUAGUACGCCAAAGCGCUGGAAAGCAAAUGCAACGAAGUCACAAUCUGAACGAGAAGCGAUACAACUUACGGUCCAGCGAAGUAGCGUUUGCAGUAGGCCAAGAAGUGUUUAGGAGAAAUUUUAAACAAAGUUGUUUUCAGUCCGGCUACAGCGCCAAGUUUGGGCCUGCCUUUGUGAAAGCCCGUGUCCGCAGAAAGAUAGGAAAUUCCUACUACGAAUUGGAAGAUUUGCAAGGACGCCUGCUGGGUAACUACCACGCAAAGGACAUACGACAGUAAUAAGUCGCUUCAUGUGGUAUCAGCCUAGGAGAUGUAACCACCCCUAGUCUGAUCUGGUGGAGGGGCUUUGUAGGGGUCAUGAAUCGACUCAGUAUGUGUUGGAAGGCGCCUUGCUGAUCAGCUGCCUGGACAGCUGACCGCAGAACGGACAAGUGUAGAAGUCAGCCGAGGUCAGGGUUGCUCAAUUUUGACAACCUAGAGGGCGUAACCUCCCCAUGCAAGAGUGCAUGCAAAUGACAAGCGGCCAGAUCAAGUUUCCGGCUUCGAUCUUUUCCUGUGCGACAAUCAAGCCAACAAGACGUGUUUUUAUA
Drosophila miranda is the source of this 1040-nucleotide messenger RNA. RefSeq lists its product as uncharacterized. The record is from RefSeq and is a predicted model, not a curated record. The transcript has 2 exons. Bases 1 to 729 code for a protein of 242 amino acids. NCBI's taxonomy places the organism in Eukaryota, Metazoa, Arthropoda, Insecta, Diptera, Drosophilidae. Gene Ontology annotation, molecular function: nucleic acid binding.